UUAAAUGUGGCGGCGGGAAGGCGGUGAUCUGAAGCGGCUGCUGAAGGCCAGCUGCUGAAGCGGCUGGGAGGGCUGGCUGUUGAGGCGAUGGCGGACAGCUAUAGCCGGGACAGCGAGCCUACGACGCGCACGCUGCUACGGCGCGUGCUGGAUACAGCGGAUCCUCGCACCCCGCGGCGACCCCGGAGUGCUCGGACUGAUGUCCAGAGAGCCCUGCUUCAAACACCUUCCUCUAGGAGGCUGAGGAGCCAAACAAAGACGACUGCCAGGCGUUGUUCUAAUAGAGCCAGGUCUGUUGACAGAUUGGCCCAUGUUCAAGCCAGUGGACACUUGGAGGAACAGACACCCCGGACUCUGCUGAAGAACAUCUUACUAACUGCCCCGGAAUCUUCCAUCCUAAUGCCAGAGUCAGUGGUGAAGCCAGUGCUGGCACCGCAGGUGGUCCAGGCUUCCAGACGGGAAAGCGGUCGGGGCAGCCUGGAGUUGCAGCUUCCUGAACUUGAGCCCCCCACAACCCUGGCUCCAGGUCUGCUGGCUCUUGGCAGAAGGAAGCAGAGACUGAGGUUGUCAGUGUUUCAGCAAGGAGUGGACUUGGGACUGCCUCCCUCCCAAGAGCCUCAUGGGAAUGCUGAUGCCUCUCCCCUCACCAGCUCCCUCAACUUGACCUUCGCCACACCUCUGCAAACACAAUCAGUGAAGAGGCCUGGUUUGGCCCGCAGACCUCCUACCCGCCGAGCUGUAGAUGUGGGUACACUUUUGCAGGAUCUGCGAGAUACUUCCCUGGCCUUGGCUCCUCCAGAUGACAGCCUCAGAACCCCUGUUGCUACUCUGCCAACAGACACAGUGUUGGAGGACACCCAGCCCUUCUCCCAGCCCUUGGUUGGCCGUUCCCCCAGUGUGCACCACUCCCUGCCUUGCCGCUCUCACUCUGGGGCUAAAGAUGUGGAGAGGGCUGCCAGUCGCAGGACAUGGAGCAGUGGGCUUGGGCUGCAGAACAACGGUGCUGGGAAAGCAGCCCAGCUUCUGGCAGGAAAGGUGAAGGAGGUUGAUGCCCUUGCUAUGGGCUUUCCGAACAUCAGCAGUAAUAUCUCUGGAGAAGAUGGAGUAGAGCCCUUACAGAAUGGAGUAGGUGAGGAGGCAGAGGAAAGAAUGGAAGAAAGCUUGAGGGAAGUGGAGAAGGCAGCAGAAGCACAAGGAUCCGCCAGAGCAGAAGAGCUUGAAGGACACAUAGAAGUGACCGAAGCAGAGGGAUCCUGGGGGGCUAUCGAGGCCAAGGAGCCAGAAGGAUCUUCAGGGGAUGAAGACACCUCUGGUAGAACAGCAAGCCCAGAGUUGGCCUCCAGCACCCCAGAGUUCCUUCGGGCCAGGCGACUUCAGUUUCUUGAGCCAGCUCCACCGCCUAGCACUGCAGUGUUACCUUCAGAGCCUCCGGAGCCUCUGUCGGCCAGGCUUCCUCCCAAGCCCCGAAUCCCUGGCUCCAGACCCCGUCAAGAUCCCUACAAGACUGGACUGAACCACUAUGCGAAACUCUUUAGCUUCUAUGCUAAGAUGCCUAUGGAGAAGAAGGCUGUGGAAAUGGUGGAGAAGUGCCUGGACAAGUAUUUCCAGCAUCUUUGUGACGACCUGGAGGUAUUUGCUGCUCAUGCUGGUCGCAAGACUGUGAGGCCAGAGGACCUGGAGCUGCUGAUGCGAAGGCAGGGCCUGGUCAGUGACCAAGUCUCCCUGCAUGUGCUCGUGGAGCGGCACCUGCCCCUGGAGUACCGACAGCAGCUCAUCCCUUGUGCAUUCAGUGGCAACACUGUCUUCCCUGCCCAGUAGUGGCCAGGCCUCAACACCUGCCCUGUCCCUACCUGGGGCCCCUUGGCCCCACAUACACUUCUAGGUUUCCUCCCUGCCCCCCAGCAUCAAUAAAAUGUCACAAACAGAA
Aethalodelphis obliquidens (Pacific white-sided dolphin) is the source of this 1927-nucleotide messenger RNA. It is a transcript of the gene CENPT, whose product is annotated as centromere protein T. The record is from RefSeq and is a predicted model, not a curated record. The transcript has 13 exons. Gene Ontology annotation, molecular function: DNA binding; protein heterodimerization activity. Gene Ontology annotation, cellular component: kinetochore. Gene Ontology annotation, biological process: mitotic cell cycle; chromosome segregation; kinetochore assembly. NCBI's taxonomy places the organism in Eukaryota, Metazoa, Chordata, Mammalia, Artiodactyla, Delphinidae. Bases 88 to 1818 code for a protein of 576 amino acids.